AUGACAGAGCGUCAGGGAAAGCAGGUUGUUAUUGGGGGUGAUGGACGAUGUAUCAAAAAAAAGGUAAUGGCAGCCGGUAAGAAGAGUGGAUGUAGAUUGCUACUUGAUUGGGCACAGUCAAUAUCUAACCAUGUCUACUGGUGUGCUGCAAGUAGUGGUGGUGAUGAGAAACUACUUAAGGCUAAAUGGCUAUCAUUGCUGAAUCACAUUUGCAACAUUCAUGAUGGUCAUAGCGAAUUAUUUCCAAAAUGUGAGCAUGGUACUCUUGAGCCUCGCUUAUGGAUAAAGAAAGGAUCUAGAGCAUUUACUGAAUUGGCAUCGAUUGUUGAAAGCAGGUAUCUCAUGAAAGAUAUUGGGAAGCUCAGCCAUGAGAAACAAACAUCAGCUCUUGAAGGUUUUCAUCGAGUUGUUAUACUAUAUGCACCAAAGCAUACACAUUUCUUUACAAGGCAAUGCAAGCUAGACUAUGUGAAACAACUAAUGGAGGAAGUGAUAAGGUGCAGACAUGCUAAUUCCAGUUUAAACCAAGCAAUUGCAACAGAAAGACAACAAAAAAUACCAGAUCCACUGACUAGUAGAGUUGAAAAAGUUGAUAAAGUAACAGCAGUGCAACAACAUACUUCACGAUUCAAUCUUAACUAA
This is a messenger RNA of Xenia sp. Carnegie-2017, 642 nucleotides long. RefSeq lists its product as uncharacterized. NCBI's taxonomy places the organism in Eukaryota, Metazoa, Cnidaria, Anthozoa, Malacalcyonacea, Xeniidae. The transcript has 4 exons. The coding region runs from base 1 to 642 and encodes 213 amino acids. The record is from RefSeq and is a predicted model, not a curated record.